AAAGUUGCGUCUCUGCAAUUAUGCCGAUCAAACUGAUACAAAUUAAAAAAAACGGAGGGAGUAAAAUGGACUAUCAAGUCCAAAGCAAACAAAAUCAACACAAGACGCUACGAACCUACGACACCUUUAAAAACGAAAACAAACCCCUCUUAAAAAAAGCAAAACAAAAUCAAACAAUUCUCCAACCACGGACUGACGGACCUAAAGCUCACCGAAGAAAACAGUAGUAGAUCUUCCCCGACGCCACCUGCAACAGAGGACGCUCGCGCUGCCACGUUAUCCACUGUCCUGCCGACAGCCGAAGAAGGCGAAGAACAGAAGGAAGCACCGUUUGCAGUUAGAUUAUUGUUAAACAUGGGAAUUCAUGGGGAGAAGAGUAGACCUGGGAAAAAGCACAAAUCAUCUAAGGAUGAUCAUCAUAGAAUGACUGAAGAUGGCAAUGCUUACUUUGCCGCGGAAGAUUUUGACGAUGAUCACAAUCCCGAAGGUGAGCCUAAAAAGAGAGACUUCACCAAGCUGGAGCUCAAGCCUGAUCAUUUGAAUCGCCCCUUGUGGGCUUGUGCUGAUGGGCGAAUAUUUCUUGAAACGUUCUCGCCUUUGUAUAAGCAAGCUUACGAUUUCCUCAUCGCAAUUGCUGAACCAGUUUGCAGGCCGGAAUCCAUGCACGAGUACAACUUGACACCACACUCAUUGUAUGCUGCUGUUUCUGUUGGUCUAGAAACAGAAACAAUCAUAACAGUCUUAAAUAAGUUGUCCAAGACUAAGCUCCCGAAAGAAAUGAUUGACUUUAUACAUGGGUCCACUGCAAACUAUGGUAAAGUCAAGCUUGUGCUUAAGAAGAAUCGGUACUUAAUCGAAUCUCCAUUUCCAGAGGUAUUGAAAAAAUUACUCAAAGAUGAAGUUAUUGGCAAGGCUAGGAUUUCUACAGAGGUUGCUCAUGGAGUAGAUGGAUUUACGGUCAGUAAAUCAUUGAGUGAGAUGGGAGGUGGUCAUGAUGAUUUGCUUAGUGAAGCUGAGUUGGCAGCUGCAGCUGAGGAGAAAGAUACCCAUGCAUUUGAAAUUGACCCUGCUCAGGUUGAAAAUGUAAAGCAGCGAUGCUUGCCAAAUGCUCUUAAUUAUCCAAUGUUGGAGGAAUAUGAUUUCAGAAAUGAUACGGUCAAUCCUGAUCUCGACAUGGAGUUGAAGCCUCUCGCACAACCACGACCCUACCAGGAAAAGAGUCUCAGUAAAAUGUUUGGGAAUGGUAGAGCAAGAUCUGGUAUCAUUGUGUUGCCAUGUGGUGCUGGAAAGUCUCUAGUUGGUGUAUCGGCAGCAUGCCGUAUAAAGAAGAGCUGCCUUUGUCUGGCCACAAACGCUGUAUCAGUCGACCAAUGGGCAUUUCAGUUCAAACUUUGGUCCACUAUAAGAGACGAGCACAUAUGCCGUUUCACUUCUGACAGUAAAGAGAGGUUCCGUGGGAAUGUUGGAGUAGUUGUGACAACAUACAACAUGGUUGCUUUUGGUGGUAAACGUUCUGAAGAAUCUGAGAAGAUUAUUGAAGAAAUAAGAAAUAGAGAAUGGGGAUUACUUCUCAUGGAUGAGGUGCAUGUCGUUCCUGCUCACAUGUUUCGGAAAGUUAUCAGCAUUACAAAAUCGCAUUGCAAACUUGGGCUUACUGCUACACUUGUGAGAGAGGAUGAAAGAAUUACUGAUUUGAACUUCCUUAUUGGUCCCAAAUUGUACGAAGCCAAUUGGUUGGAUUUGGUUAAGGGUGGCUUCAUUGCAAAUGUACAGUGUGCUGAAGUUUGGUGCCCAAUGACAAAGGAGUUCUUUACCGAAUAUUUGAAGAAAGAAAAUUCCAAGAAAAAGCAGGCAUUAUAUGUGAUGAACCCUAACAAGUUUAGAGCAUGUGAAUUCCUAAUUCGAUUUCAUGAGCGGGAACGUGGUGACAAAAUAAUUGUUUUCGCUGAUAAUCUUUUUGCUCUCACCGAGUAUGCAAUGAAGCUUAGGAAACCUAUGAUCUAUGGUGCUACCAGCCAUGUUGAGAGGACAAAAAUUCUAGAGGCCUUCAAAACUUCUAAAGAUGUGAACACAAUAUUUCUGUCUAAGGUCGGUGAUAACUCAAUCGAUAUACCGGAAGCAAAUGUGAUAAUUCAGAUUUCAUCACAUGCUGGUUCAAGGCGUCAAGAAGCUCAACGUCUCGGUCGUAUUCUUAGAGCAAAGGGUCGGCUUGAAGACAGGAUGGCUGGGGGUAAGGAAGAGUAUAAUGCCUUUUUCUAUUCACUUGUAUCUACUGACACACAGGAGAUGUAUUACUCAACUAAAAGGCAGCAGUUUUUGAUUGACCAAGGUUACAGCUUUAAGGUAAUUACAAGUUUACCUCCUCCUGAUUGUGGGUCAGAACUCAGCUAUAGCUCGGUUCAGGAGCAGAUAGAUCUCCUGAGGAAGGUGCUGACUGCUGGGGAUGACGCUGUUGGUCUGGAGAUGUUGGAAGAAGAUGCUGAUGAGGUAGCCCUUAUGAAAGCACGUCGCACCUCAGGAUCUAUGAGUGUCAUGUCGGGUGCUAAUGGGAUGGUUUACAUGGAGUACAAUACUGGACAUAAGAGAGGACAUGUGAAGAGCAAGCCCAAGGAUCCAUCCAAACGGCAUUAUCUUUUCAAGAAGCGUUUCACAUAGAGAAUUCCUGUCCAGAGUCUUACAUGAUGGUUGAGCAGCUGAGAAGUUCUGGAUUUGUUGAUUAAAGCUGGAGCUCAUUGUUACCAAGCAGUACAUUUUUCAUGCGAAGAUGAGCUCUUUUGCCUCUUUGCUGUACAAUCCCCUACAGAAAAAAAAUAUUUGCACCAGGGGUUAGAGAAGCUUUCUGUCGCUUCAUUUCAGAACACCAGUCGUAUGAUAUGGACGGAUUGUCAAUCUGUAUAUGCAAUAGUAAAGAACCUGUUCAAAGCUCAUAUGCAAGGGAUUAGAUCAAUUCAAAAGUUGUAUUCGAAUCUUGUAGAUCAAAUCGUUAUCCACAUGUAACAACACUAUACUUUACAAUUGCAUCUAAUACUUGUGUAUAGGCCCAACUUUGCCUCUGCUUUAAGCAAAUAUGUUAAAAUUGCCUCAGUCUGCUUCAAUAUUAUUUAUUUUUUUUGUA
Messenger RNA from Chenopodium quinoa (quinoa), 3115 nucleotides. Its product is annotated as DNA repair helicase XPB1-like. The record is from RefSeq and is a predicted model, not a curated record. Gene Ontology annotation, cellular component: transcription preinitiation complex; transcription factor TFIIH holo complex; nucleotide-excision repair factor 3 complex. Gene Ontology annotation, molecular function: hydrolase activity; 3'-5' DNA helicase activity; DNA binding. Gene Ontology annotation, biological process: transcription initiation at RNA polymerase II promoter; nucleotide-excision repair. The coding region runs from base 355 to 2655 and encodes 766 amino acids. The transcript has 20 exons. NCBI's taxonomy places the organism in Eukaryota, Viridiplantae, Streptophyta, Magnoliopsida, Caryophyllales, Amaranthaceae.